This is a messenger RNA of Mercenaria mercenaria, 3574 nucleotides long. RefSeq lists its product as uncharacterized. Lineage: Eukaryota; Metazoa; Mollusca; Bivalvia; Venerida; Veneridae. Bases 218 to 1393 code for a protein of 391 amino acids. The transcript has 8 exons. Gene Ontology annotation, molecular function: metalloexopeptidase activity. Gene Ontology annotation, biological process: proteolysis. The record is from RefSeq and is a predicted model, not a curated record.
CGAAAUCUGCCUGUUUAAGCUUUCUUGUGUGAAAGAUUCGUUCUAAUUUCUGGACGAAUACUUUAAGCAUAGAGGAUGUAAUAGUAUGUAAUAGUAUUAUUACAUGUUGUUUUGUACAUAUACAGAAACCACGCAGAUUUAAAAUACGGUGAUUUCUAUGUACUUUUAAGAAAAUAUUUGGACGAAAAUAACUCAUUAAGGUCUAUAAAACAUAAGAAUGACAUUGGAUUACAGUAAAAGGAAUUUGUGCUUCUUUUUUUAUUUGUUUAUGCAAGGUACAAUAGUGACGUGUGCAGACAUCAAUUAUUUGAAUAACACAAUCAGGAAUUACUUCGCAGACACACGGCAUCAUGAGCCUCAGUUUAGGGAUUACAAGGCCAGGUCAAAAGAAUUCAUCUUCAAUGAAUUUAAAAAAUUUGGCCUCGACACCGAGUAUCACUAUUUCAACGAUUCAACAUAUUUUGGAGAUACAAUAUUCACCAACGUAAUAGGUGUUCUAAAAGGCGCUAAUUUUGGAAAGGAAAGUGACAAAGUACUUGGACUUCUUGCGCAUUAUGACACUGUGUCGACUACAAAAGGGGUAGAUGAUAACGGAGCUGGCGUAGCAGCACUUCUUGAAGUUGCUAGACAAUUGCAUCAGCAGAAAUCAAAAAGGGAACAUACAGUGAUAUUUAUCUCUCCAGAUUUAGAAGAAUAUGGAUUAACGGGCAGCUACAAUUUCAUUGAAGACUGGUUACCAGCGUGGUCGAAUAAACAUUAUGGGGCGCCCUAUGCUCUGUUAAAUACAACACAGGGAUGCAUUGUUUUAGAUACAAUGAUGGAGUAUAACAACUCUGAUAACUCGCAACUUGUACCACAAGAGGCUGUUGCCGCGUUUCAGCAAUAUUUUCCCGGUACAAUGCAAAGCAUAGCAUCAGAUGGCUUCGAGGGAGAUUUCUUGACCUUAAUAUACCGUAAAACUCCAGAUUCCGCACUUGCUGAAAAUUUCAAACAGUCGUGGGAGGCACAGGGACGGCAGGAAUUCGAAAUUGAAUUGGUUGCGCUUCCAGUUGAAGAGGGAUUGCCAUCUGGAAUAAACCGCCAACUGUUUGGACAUUUCCUGAGAAGUGAUCACACUAAUUUUUGGAGAGACAAUAUUCCUGCGAUAUUUAUUACUGAUUCAGCUGAAUUCCGCGGGGAUAUGAUACAUUGUUAUCAUAAUCACUGUGAUAACAUAGAAGUGAUGUUAACAGACGACAAUUUACGAUUUCUCGCAAAAACAGCGGAUUCUUUGGCAAGAACAGUCAAUGAUCUGGCAGAAGACUUAGAGACAAGCGGGAAUGGAUCGAGUAGCCCAUGCAUAGUAACUACUGCUGUAUCUAUCAUAUUUUUUGUAAUAUUCUUCCAGUUGUAAUAUGGAACAUGAAUAACGUAUUAGAGGGUUUUGUUUCGAGAGUUGUUUUCUUUAUUUUUUAAAUGUGUACAAACGUUUAGAUUGUUCAUAUGCUUAUUAGUAUUUAACGAUUUAAAGCAACACAUAAAAUAACCGCAUUCGUUAGUCUUUUGUAUCAGCCAUUGCUUGAUGCGCAUGUUAUUCAGCUCAUCUGUGUGGUUAAAUCAAAUUUUAGAAGUACCUCCGGUGAAAAUACAACAUGUAUCAUGCAUACAGUGAACACAAAAUAGACUUAGUGUAGAUUAUCAGAUGUUAAAAUUUCAAACAAAUUCAGUACAUCAGAUAUUAAAAUAAACUUGAUAGAGGAGUGGCUUAAAUGCGUAUAUCGAUUGAAUACGUAAAUAUUCGGGUCUUUUGAACAUAAGCUGUGUGAAAAAAGCCGUUAUUUUUAUGAAAAAUGUAUCUUGUGACUUGAGAAAAGGGCAAGCCAAUUCGCAUAAUAAAGUUUGUACACAAGAAAUUUUGAAAACAUUUUCACAACAUAUUAAUUGAGAUAAUUUCAAUACAGAAAAAGUGUUAAUCACUCCAUUAAUUGGAAUAAUAUUUGGAGCAACCUAUAUAUAUAUAUGAUAUAUAUAUAUAUAUAAAGGGAAACAACUCGUAGAUAACAUUGAUCCUUUGUGUUGACAGACUUAUCUUGCACACUUUCUAGUCAAACGGACAUAAUGACCAGAUUUUUCAAAGUUAACCGUUUCGCUUUCGCUAAAACGUCAGGCCAGGGGAUGAUUAAAAAUAGUUAUGUGUGACAGUCGUUAAUAUCCAAAUGUGCCUUAUGAAUUAUUAUGUUCUGAAACCUUUAAAUACGAGUUUCUUUAAAGAUAACAUGUCUAGAUCUGAUUUUAUAUAUAUGUUUCACACGUAAAAUAAAUAUUUAUGCAUGUUCAUUUGUUGUAAUGUUUUAUAAUUAAUUUAUAGUUUUAUUGAAAAUAAACAAACAUACAAUUUAAUUUAAUAGAUCUGAGUAAAACAAAAGAAUUUAUGUUACAUUUAUAUGAGUAAAAAUCAUUUUAGCAGCUGUAUUUCUUAUGUAGUUGUCUUUAUCCUUAUCUAUUUGAAUGUCUAAAUAGUACUAUGCGUUAAUGAUUACUUGAAAAUUACACCUAAUGUUUUGAAUUCUAAAAAAUGAAAAUUGUGCAUAGGUCUACUUUUUAUACGCGCGUCUGAAGAAGGGACGUAUUAUGGGAACGCACUUAGCGGGAGGGCAACUGCCACAAACUUUAUCCUGAGCAUUUCUUUUUCAUGUAUAAAGGGAUUUUAAAGUAACUUGUCACAAAUGUUCAACAUCAUAAUUUUGGGUGUCAUGCACAAAAACAGGUCCCUAUAUCUAAGGUCAAGGUCACACUUAAAGGUCAAAGGUUAUAUACACGAAUGCAAACUUUGUCUUUUCCUUCAUGCAUGGUGUGAUUUUAAUGUAUCUUAGCACAAUUGUUCACCAUCAUGAGACUGAGUGUCGUGCGCAAGAACCAGGUCCCUUCCCUAGAUCAAAGUGAAGGUCACACUUAGAGGCAAAAGGGUAUAUACAAGAAUGACUUUUCCGGAGCAUUUCAUCUUCAUGCAUUGAGGGUUUUAGAUGUAUCUCGGCCAAAUGUUUACCAUCAUAAGACGUAGUAUCAUGCACAAGAAGCAGGUCCCUAGGUCUAAGGUCAAGGUCACACUUAGAGGUCAAAGGUCAGGUACAAGAACGCCAACUUUGUCCGGAGCAUUUCUUCUUCAUACAUGAAGGGAAUUUAAUGUAACUUGGCAUAAUUGUUCACCAUCAUGAAACGGAGUGUCAUGCACAAGAACCAUGUCCCUAGGUCUAAGGUCAAGGUCACACUGAGAGGUCAAAUGUCAGAUAUACUUGACGGGCGUAUUUUGUGAACUAUUUAGCGUGUAUCUUGCUAUGGCUUUAAUUCCUUAAAACAGAAAUUGUGCAUAAGUUUAUUUUUUAUUGUUUAUUUAGAACUUUUAGCUUUUAUCUUGUUGAAUACAGAUAACAUCUAAUUUACCUUUGAAUACAAGUAGAUCUAUUACCUGGUUGUACCAAGAUUGCAACCGUAUAAGUUAUCAUAAAAGCACCAAACUUUGUUCUUAUUGCACGUUAUACUUAUUAUGGAAAUUUACUUUGACAUUGGGCAAUAAAGUUUAUUAGAAAACAAUCAA